This is a messenger RNA of Stomoxys calcitrans (stable fly), 5877 nucleotides long. It is a transcript of the gene pk, whose product is annotated as protein prickle. The record is from RefSeq and is a predicted model, not a curated record. NCBI's taxonomy places the organism in Eukaryota, Metazoa, Arthropoda, Insecta, Diptera, Muscidae. Gene Ontology annotation, molecular function: zinc ion binding. The transcript is spliced from 7 exons. Bases 884 to 5230 code for a protein of 1448 amino acids.
GAAGCAAAUAAAAAAGUGGUUUCUUAUUUAUAAGGAAAUGUUUGAGUGAAUUGCAACAAAAAGUUGAAAAAAUAAAAAUGUCUCGAAAAUGUAUGUAUGAUUCCAUCAAUGCAUCAAAGUAAUGCAAUGUGAAACCUUGACAACUUGAAAAUCCAGUGCUACUUCCAAUUCCUUUGCACAAGGGAAAGAAUAUAAAAAAAAAACAAAAAUAAUGGAUUAACCAUCAGUGAGCGGAUCACAUCAUCAUUGUCUGCGUUGUAUAAUCGGUGGAUCUCCAAUCAUUGAUAUCCAUCAUAAAAGUGCAUAAAAACGGAUUAUUGUGUUUCUUGUUCCUGCAGUUUGGUACUCAAUGGCAUUUUUGGGAAUUGCAACAUUGCCACUACAACCAUCAUUAUUAUCAUCAUGAACGACAGCAAAAUGCUAUUCUGUCUGCAUGCGUGUGCGGUGCAAUAAAGUUGAAAGGGUUGAAAGUAUACAUGUAAUGCCGAUAUUUUUUAAACAGUCCAUGUAACAGAUUAUGUCAAAGACAUGCUAAACACCAAAUUUAAUUAUGGACUUGGAACUGCUCAACCGCGACAAGCGGCAGCCAUACACACUUAGAAGAAACAAAAAUUACAACAUUUUUCCCAGCAGAACAAAACACACUCACAGAAGUGAUCGCUUCGAAGAAGAGGAUACAGCUUAAAUAAUUGCCACACAGGGUUUUCGUUUUCAAGUACAUGAACACUGAGUAUCAUUACAAGUUUUUUGUUGCGGUUUUUUGUUUUUGUAUUGUAUUUCGGGCUGCUGUAGUGGCAAUUUGAAGAAAUCCUUGCAAAAAGGGAAAAUUAUAAUCAUACAGUAGAACGUUAACAAAAAAGACAACAACAACAAUUGCAGCGACAUGGAUAGCAUGUCAUCAUCAAUUGAGCCUGUAGUACCACGUACCGCCAAUUUGCUGGCCUGCAAACAAUGGUGGCGUGUUUGCUUCUUGUACGGUGAUCAGCAGAAAUAUUAUCGACAGGUUUACAGCAAAGCAGCGGCACAACGACUGGCCAUAUCGGCCGCCAAGUCGGCAUCUUUGGGCCCAAUCGAUGACCAAAAUAAUGAAAAUGACAGCCACUGCUACAAACUGGAGACAGAGUAUGAUACGGUGGCCAUAGAUUUUAUCGAAACGCAAUUAGACGACGAAGAUGCUGAAGAUGUAUCCUGCGAUAACAUUACAACAAUGCCGAUAACAAACCAUAAGAGCUCUAGCCCAGCAGCAUCAAUAUCCGCGAUAUCAACCAAAGAACACCAUCGAACGCCAGCAGCUUUAUUUCCCUCAAAAUGUGAAACCCAUGCUGAAGGCCAUUCCAAUGGGAACAGUGGUGGCACCAACACCCUAAGAAAAAGCAAGCGACUUUUGCGCUCCUUAAGAGGACAUCGAAAGGGCGGUGGCGAUACAAAUGACGAUACAAGUUUGAACAACAGCACUACAACUGCCACCAGUCCUCGGAAGACCUCCUCCUCAUCCAACCAGCAGCACAUGGGGGACACAUUGGAUACCUUAAAAAAUUUAAACCUUAAUCACCGGACUCGCCAGCAGCAGUCAACAGCACCGACAUCGGACCAAAGUAGCAACAAUAGCCAUAUCGUUAUUGAACCCACCAAACAAAAUGCCAAACACACCCUCCUCGAUGACCCUUUCCUCUUGGGCAUCAUCGAUGACGAUUCAUUAGGCGAUUUAAUACGAUGCAAGAAAAAUCUCUAUGUUCCACCAUCGGCCAAUGAAAAUGUAUCGAAAUAUUUCAACCUUUUCCCUGAAAGCGAACAGGAGCGAUUGCUUUUCCCCGAGCAGGGGUCAAUGUCACUUGAAAUGGCCGUUGAUGAAGAAAAACCUGCCUUACCACCAAAACGUUCAAAUCGCCACUCCCCAUCGACGACAACAAGUAAUGAUUUAAAACUGAAUGAAAGUGAUUUGGAGUUCUUAAAUUUGAACUUGAGAAAUCGAAGUCUUCCCCGUCGACUUCGACCCUCAAAUGAUCCGCAUGACAUAAGCUUUACAUUUAAAGAGGAGGAUGAGAACAGCAUAAAACAACCGAAGGACGAUGCAAACGAUAAAGAGCCAAUCAGUCGAACGCCGCUGACACAGGUGUCGUAUUUGCAAAAAAUACCAACAUUACCGCGUCACUUUUCGCCAAGUUCGGCAUUGAAUGCUGGCGGCUCAACGUCGGCAAGUUCAAAUACACCGCCACCUCCUUUGCCACCACUGGGAAGUUUGCGGCAUCUAGGGCACAGCAAUGUGGCAACAACGUCAUCGCAAUCAGCGGCGGGAGGAGCAGCUUCCAAAGCUGCGUCAGGGCCAAUGCCCAGUAGUUCAUCUGCUGGUGCUUUGUAUAAUCCUACCGGCUUGCCAACAUCUCCGCUGCCCAUGCAACGUCAAUUCCUACAACAGCAGCAGCUACAACAGCCACCUCAUUUGCCACCACACCAGCUACAUCCUCAUCAUCACCACCAUCAGUAUCUGCCGCCCCAUCUACAGCCACACCAUCAACAAAUUCAGCAGCCAUCAACAUCAUCGCCCCAUAACCAGCAGCAAUCGCAAUACUCACCUGCGGCAUCAGCAUCCUCAUCAAUCUCCAAGUAUUCUUCAUCAUCGCUGAAGCAUCCUCCUCAACACCAACACCAACAGCAACAACCACAGCAUCCUCACCACCAACAGAACCAUCAGCUAUCCCCGGCCAUAUCAUCGCCAUCGCCGCCCUCCUUAUUGCAUCAUCCAUCGGGUGCUGUUCAUGCUCCCUUUAUGGUUGGCCAACAUUUGGAUAUUCAACGGCAAUCCCAUUCAGACGAUGAUAGUGGAUGUGCUCUAGAGGAAUACACCUGGGUACCACCGGGACUAAGACCAGAUCAGGUGCGUUUGUACUUCUCGCAGAUUUCUGAUGAUAAAGUGCCAUAUGUCAACAGUCCUGGAGAACAAUAUCGAGUGCGCCAGUUGCUCCAUCAACUUCCGCCGCACGAUAACGAAGUUCGUUACUGUCACUCGCUGACGGAUGAGGAACGAAAAGAACUUCGCCUGUUCUCAACACAACGUAAACGUGAUGCACUUGGACGUGGUAAUGUCAGGCCGCUGAUGAGUGCACGUCCCUGUGACGGGUGCGAUGAUUUAAUUUCUACCGGUGACAUUGCUGUCUUCGCCUCUCGCCUGGGUCCAAAUGCGUCCUGGCAUCCGGGUUGCUUCAUUUGUUGUGUGUGCCGUGAAUUACUCGUCGAUCUUAUCUACUUUCAUCGGGAUGGACGUCUCUACUGCGGACGACAUCAUGCAGAAACUUUGAAACCUCGCUGCUCUGCCUGUGAUGAGAUUAUCCUGGCUGAUGAGUGCACCGAAGCAGAAGGACGUGCCUGGCAUAUGAAUCAUUUCGCCUGCCAGGAGUGCGACAAACAAUUGGGCGGACAAAGGUACAUUAUGCGUGAGGGCAAACCGUAUUGUCUGCUGUGCUUCGAUGCCAUGUUUGCCGAGUACUGUGAUUUUUGCGGUGAAGCCAUUGGUGUAGAUCAAGGACAAAUGAGUCAUGACGGCCAACAUUGGCAUGCAACCGACGAAUGCUUCUCGUGCAACACAUGCCGUUGUACACUGCUGGGACGUGCAUUUUUGCCCCGAAGAGGUUCCAUCUACUGUUCGAUAGCCUGCAGCAAAGGUGAGCCUCCCACACCAUCGGACAGCUCGGGCACUGGUAUGUACACCACACCCACCCCACCCACACAGAGAGUAAGACCUCAGACGCGUAUACCGUCAAGUCAUGCCUCAAGUUCGCCGCCAAUGUCACCAUUGCAACAGCAGCAGCAUCAGCAAAACUUCAACAAUGCCAUGUACCAGCUGCAGAGCCAGCAAAUAGCGGCGGGCAUUUCCAACAGCAGCAGUGUGAAUAUUGUAGGAGGUGGAGGGGGGUCUAAUGUAGGGUUGGUGGCAAUCUCGACCUCUUCGGAUGGUGCUAAACAAAGUUAUCCAACAUCCGAUUCCGAUGCAGGAGUGGUGAAAGACAUGGAGCACACCGCAGGCGAUUUUACCGACUUUUCGGGGGGCAUCAAUUCGUCGUCAUCACAGAACAUGUCACCGCUGACGUCACCUGGAGAGUUCACCCAUAUGAUGCCGAAACCAAUGGAGCUCAAACGCGAUGGGCCAUAUAAUUUUAACGAAAUGACACUGAACCUGGAUUCGACUUGGCCCACCAAACCCAUACUGACGGGGGCCAAUAGCUAUAAUCUCCAAAGGCAAUUGCAUCAGAUAUCUGAAAUUGAGAAUACCAAGACUUCUAGUAUGCCCGAGUUAUCGAUACAAACGAAUCCACCAUUACCUCAGCCAUCCAUGGGCACAAUGAGUCAGCAAUAUGGAGGCUCAAUGCAUGGACCCGAAUAUUCUCAGCCUCUGCAGCCAAUGCAACAUAGCCAGCCGCACGGCAUGAGCUCUGCUCCACCUUCGGAAGUGCCCGAUUUGCCGACACCAAACCUAUCGGUGGCCUCCACAGCUCUGCCACCCGAACUUAUGGGCUCUCCAACUGCUUCAGCGGGUGAACGUUCCAUUGUCUCCCAUCAGUCCGGGCAAUCAGGAACAAACCCUCCCAUACACCCCGUAUCCAUACUAAGUGGAGCUUCCUCCUCUUCACCCAUGAGUGGAGGUGGUGGUGGGGAGAGUAAAAAGGCGAAGGGUGUACGUUUCGAGGGUAUUCCCGCAUCCACGGACACCUUACCCAGAUCUCGCAGCUAUUCGGGCAAUGGUGCGGGUACAAACCGUACGAAUGACAGCGGCAGCAAUGCCACCGAGACACAUCGCCAUGGUGGCAGCCACGGAGGCCACUCUUCACGCAGGCGCCGUAGGAGAAAAUCUCAUCGCUCCGGCAGCGGACAUCGUUCCAACUCAACAACUCGUGCCGACACAUACACCACCGCCCAACCAUUGUCGUCAUCGUACCAAGGACCACCAUCUUUGUUGCAGACAGCAACUUUAGAUCCCACUCGACAUCAUCAUUCAUCGCAAAUAGCCAUGUCUGCUGCUCAACGCGAUGAUGAAUCGGACGAUGCGUCCAGCGUUUGUUCGACCUGCUCGUCCAGUUCUUCCAGUUCGGAAGAUUAUAUGAUGUACCAACUUCCACAGCGACGUCAUUAUGGCGGUGUGCGCGUCAGCUAUGUGCCAAAUGACGCCUUGGCAUACGAUCGCAAGCGCAAGCCAUCCGAUGCCAAUGAUAAGGACAAAAACUGCCUCAUUUCGUGAUUUACAAGCACAUACGUGCGCAUGGGCGAGCACUUAAAACUGGUCUGCUCAAUCGCAGCAGCAGCCUCGAAUUUCGUCUAUGGCAGCCACAACAACAUCAUUAUUGCCACUGCCAUUGUUCAUGUUGCGGCUGCCACCAUAAUUUAUGCUGUUAGACGCAGCAACAUAUUAAUUAAGGUCCUCUGGUUUUGGCGUCAAUUCGUUUCUUUUUUUAGCUUAUCUUUAAAUGCGUUGUUGUUGCUUUCUUCGCUCUGUGCUUUUUCAAAUUAUUUAUAACAGAAAUUAUCAGACAAGCAGACUGGUGAUUUGGCCAACUUGGCCAUCAUUAAGUGGUCACUGUGCGUGCAAAGCUAUAAACUAAUAUGUAUUGGCAUAUUUUAAUCAUUGCCUAAGGCCAAAUUUGGUUUUUACUAAGUUUGGCCUACUCUAGUGAUUACAAGAGACUAUUUCGUUUGUCCAUACGACUUUAAUGGAAUUUUUGUACACAAAGAAAUUUAUGAGUAAAAUCUUUUUUUAACUCUCUGCAAUUUUGUUUUUGUUAUGAGCUACGUUCGUGGUCAUUUUCAAAAUCUGAUAUCAUAUUCAUUAAAAUACCAGUCAUUUCAUGAAAAUAUCUACUCAAACUUAUAUACCAUUGAAUUCUCUUC